AUGUCGUCCAAAGCAAAGAAGCUGAACGCGCUCGCCGCACUCAAAGCAAAGCGCGAUGGUGUCGAUCUCCCCUCGACUUCCAAGGCAGGCGAAAACUCGGACGACGAUGCCAUCUACGACGAGGUCUCGGAGGACGAGUACCGCUCCAUCAUCCGCGGCAGGGUCAUGGAUGACGACUUUAUCGAGGACGACGAUGGCUCCGGCUACGUAGACCACGGCCAAGACGAGUGGGACCAGCGUGCACGCGCCAACGACCAAGACGAGGACGAAGACACCGAAGACGAGCAGGAGUACUUUGAGCGCACGGGCAAGCGCAAGCCAAAAAAAGGCACCAAGGCGCGUUCCAAGCUCAAGGGUGCCGAUGCCUCUUCGUCAGCAUACCAGAAGUCGAGCCUUUCGGCAGCUUUCAGCAAGCAGCGCAAAGCUUCUGGCGGCCUGUCGAGCGACCUCUCGGCGAGUCGCGCGCGCGACGCACAGCGCGUGCGAUCCGCUGCCCUCGAUGCAUACCGUCCUUCGGUGAGCAAGGAGAAGGAAGACGACUUCAUGGCGAGCCUCAUGGGCAACCUCGAUGAGUUUGGCGCGCAGCCUUCCACGUCGACGCACGACCCCACAAGCCCCUCGCCCGCCAACCGCCUCUCGACAUCGCUCUCGAAGAAGCGCAAGCAGCAAGAGGAGGGCGCAUUCUCGCGCUUCCGCACCUCGCACAGCGCCAGCAACGGCUUCACCAGCCCCUCAUCCGGCCCUCCCACCAGCGAGUCUGCACACCCCUCGAGCGACAGCGCUGCACCCAACGUUCACGUCAGCGGCAGCGACACGCCUCCUUGGGGUCCAAACCUCGGCUCGGACCCCGUCUUUGAGCUCGACGACGAGCUGCCCGCUUCCAACAAGAAGCUCCGCGGUCCCAAAGGAUUGCCCAGCCGCAUUGGCAGCCUCGGGCUAGGUGAGACCGAUGCCGACGUCUUCAUCAGCCAUCCGUCCAAACGCGCCGCGGGUCUCACAAACGACGCCCUCGCCUUCAGCGACGACGAGGCUGAAGACCUGGCUGUUCGCCGCGUCGAGGUCGGCUCGAUCCCGGCCAAGGCCGUCGAUGCGCGCGGUCAAGCUUCCCGACCAAAGCAGCCUUCUCCCGCCGCAGCCACGCCGCGUCCCGCCAAGCCCAGCCACGGCGCCGACACGAACAAGACGCCAUCGGCGGCUCCCGCAGCGAUCAAGGAGCAGGAAAAGGCGCCCGCAUCCAGAAGCAGCUGGCAGAAGGUGCACAACGACCUCAUGAAGAACGUCGAGCCCACCACGCCUACUCCGGCCGGUCCCACAGGCGCCGCCAAGACGGCAGUCGGAAGCGCAACACCUUCGGCGGGCAAAGUCAAGGCUUUCGAGGACGACAAGUCGCUCUUCUUCUACUGGCUCGACUAUCUUGAGGGCGAGAACGGCGUGGUGUAUCUGGUCGGCAAGGUCAAGGACAAGGAGACGGGCAGGUACGUCUCGUGCUGUCUCACGGUCAACGGCAUCGAGCGAUGCAUCUUCCUGCUUCCACGCAGCAAGCAGCUCGAGAACGGGCACGAGACCGACCGUGCCGUCGGUGAGGACGAGAUCUACGACGAAUUCGAGGAGCUCUCGGCCAAGCACGGCAUCAAGCGCUUCCUGUCCAAGUGGGUGACGCGCAAGUACGCGUUCGAACAGGCGGGCGUGCCUGCGGAGAGCAACUACAUGAAGAUCCGCUACGGCUUUGACGAGCCGCAGCUGCCGUUCGACUUCAAGGGCCGCACGUUCAGCAAGACGUUUGGCACCAACACGUCGCCGUUCGAGCUGCUCGUGGUCAAGCGACGCAUCUUUGGCCCGAGCUGGCUCAAGAUUUCGAACGCCAGCAUCGCCGAAGGCUCGACGCCCAUCUCGUGGUGCAAGAUGGAGGUCGCCGUCGAGGAUCCCAAGGACAUUGCGCCGAUCUCGGACACGGACACCACGUCGCCACGCGAGACGCCGCCGCUUACCGUCAUGUCGCUCGCGAUUCGCACCGUGGUCAACCACAAGGAGAACAAGCAGGAGCUUGUGGCUGUCAGCGCACGCACGUGGACCGACCACCAGAUCGAAGACCCCACGCCGCCCGAGCAGCUGCCCUGCUCCGUCUUCACCGCGGUGCGGCCGCUCGGCAGCAUGUUCCCGCCCGGCUUCGAGGCCGAGGCGCGCAAGGGCAAGAUCAAGGUGCACACGCUCAAGUACGAGCGCAUGCUGCUCAAUGCGCUGCUGGCGCAAAUCCACAAUGCCGACCCCGACGUCAUCGUCGGCCACGAGUUCAACGGUGUGUCGCUCGACGUGCUGCUGCACCGCAUGAAGGAUCUGCGUGCGGACCACUGGUCGCGCGUCGGCCGCUUCCGCCGUCCCAAGUGGCCCAAGCUCAAGCAGGGCAUGAACCUCAAGAUUCUUGCCGGCCGACUCGUGUGUGAUCUGGCCUCGGACAACGGCAAGUCGAUGAUCGCCUCGACCACCUGGUCGUUGACCGAGAUGUGUGCCACGCAUCUCAAGAUCCAGCGCGAGGACAUCGACCCCGAAGAGACCGCGUCGUUCUUCGACUCGCUCGCGCCGUCGCCCGAGCGGCUGCUGACGUACGUGCGCCACUGCGAGGUGGACACGUUCUUCCAGAUGGCGAUUGCGGCCAAGGUGCAGAUCCUGCCCCUCACCAAGCAGCUCACCAACCUGGCGGGCAACAGCUGGAACAAGACGCUCAACGGCGGCCGUGCCGAGCGCAACGAGUACAUUCUGCUGCACGACUUCCACAGGCAGAAGUACGUCUGCCCGGACAAGAUCUCGGCGUGGGAGAAGAAGCAGAUCCAGCAGGCGGCUGAGCUCAAGGCCAAGGCCAAGAAUGGCGCCACGGGCGCGGGCGCAGCUGCGGCGGCCAGCAGCAAGAAGGACAAGUUCAAGGGCGGUCUGGUGUUCGAGCCCAAGCGUGGGCUGUGGGACAAGUACAUCCUCGUCAUGGACUUCAACUCGCUGUAUCCGUCCAUCAUCCAGGAGUUCAACAUCGACUUUACCACGGUCGAGCGUCCGCCCACCCAAGGGCUGGAAGACGACGAUGCUGUCAACCCUGCCACCGUCGCCGCCGAGGAUGAUGCAGAGGCUGCGGCGGAAGGUGUUGUGGAUGGCGACAAGAUCCCUGACGUGCCGUCGUCGGAUGUGGAGCAGGGCGUGCUGCCGCGCAUCAUUGCGCAGCUCGUGGCACGGCGUCGGCAGGUCAAGUCGCUCAUGAAGGACAAGUCGGCGACGCCGUCGCAACUGAUGCAGUGGAACAUCAAGCAGCUUGCGCUCAAGCUCACUGCCAACUCGAUGUACGGCUGUCUGGGUUUCGAAAACUCGCGCUUCUACGCGCGCCCGCUCGCGGCGCUGACGACGUUCAAGGGCCGCGAGAUCCUGACGGCCACCAAGGACCUUGCCGAGUCGAUGCUGCUCGACGUCGUGUACGGCGACACGGACAGUGUGAUGAUCAACACCAACGCCACCGAGUACCGCGAGGCGAUCCGGAUCGGACUCGAGUUCAAAAAGUCGGUCAACGAGCGCUACCGGCUGCUGGAGAUCGACAUUGACGGUGUGUUCGAGCGCAUGCUGCUGCUGCAGAAGAAAAAGUACGCGGCGGUCAUGGUGGACGAAGACGGCAAGCGCACCACCGAGAUCAAGGGUCUUGACAUGAAGCGUCGCGAGUACUCGGCGCUUAGCAAGAACGUGUCGAACUAUGUGCUGGAGCAGAUCCUGUCGGGACAACCGACCGAGGUGGUGGUGGAGCACAUCCACGAAUACCUCGGCGACAUGGCGGACAAGAUCAAGCGUGGCGAGGUGGCGCUGGAUGAUUUCAUCAUCUACAAGCGGCUCGGAAAGAAUCCGGAGGACUAUCCGGACGUCAAGUCGCAGCCGCACGUCCAGGUGGCUCUGCGCGUCAAGGCGCGCGGCGGCAGCGCAAGGAUGGGCGACGUGAUCCCCUACAUCUUUUGCCUGGGCGAGGAUGGGGCGUCGAGCACCAAGAGCGCGCAGGCGGAUCGGGCACACCAUCCGGACGAGCUCAGACGCAAGGACAGCGAGCUCAAGGUGGACUACGAGCACUACCUGGCGCUGCAGAUCUUACCGCCCAUCGAGAGGCUGUGCGAGAGCAUCGAGGGUACCGACCGCUCGAGGUUGGCAGAGUGUCUGGGGCUGGAUCCCACCAAAUACUCGCAUGUCUCGGCGUCGGCAGGUGGCGCAGGCAUGGGCGAUCGCGAGUUUGCCACGCUCGACUCGCAGAUUCCGGACGAGGUGAGGUUUGCACGCUGCGAGCCGCUCGAGCUGACGUGUCCGUCGUGUCGCGAAACGAGCCGCUUCCUGGGUCCUGCACACCGCGCAUCAUCGUCGACGGCGAGCAGUGUGCUGCGCGACUCGACGAACGCCAAGGCGGAGGAGCGCAACGCGAUUUCGACCAAGGGCAUUCGAUGCACCAAUGCAGCGUGCCAGCGAAUGCUGCCGCUGGCGACGGUGUCGAUCCAGCUCGAGCUGGCCAUCCGCAAGUACGUCGAGCGCUACUAUGCCGGAUGGACGGAAUGCAGCGAUGCCAACUGCCACAGCCGCACGCGCAUGGCGAGCGUCUACGCCAAACGCUGCAUCGCCGUGCACGACUCCAAGUCCGCCGCGCUCCUCGAUGCCACCUCGACUGUCGGCGGGCAGCUGGCAUGCCGAGGCCGCGUAGAGCCGUGCUACCGCGACAAGCAGCUGUACGAUCAGCUCAUCUACUUUGAGUCGCUCGUCGAUGCUGCGCGCAUCCGCGAGCGGGUGGUGGGCAAGGGAACGUCGCAGACACCCAACAUCAAGGCGUGGCACGACGAGGUGCUCGCCACACUCGACAUCAACAAGCGCGAACUCGACAUGCUCCACAAGACCAUCGACAAGUACCUCGCCAAGAACGGAAGGCGGUUCGUCAAGCUCGCGAGCCUCUUCCGUUUCAUGAAGGUUUAA
This is a messenger RNA of Moesziomyces aphidis, 4971 nucleotides long. Lineage: Eukaryota; Fungi; Basidiomycota; Ustilaginomycetes; Ustilaginales; Ustilaginaceae. The record is from the annotation of a GenBank genome assembly.